ACAGCCAUGCUGCAGACUCAGAGCAGUGGGAAAACUGGUGCUGAAAUGAAUCCCAGUUACAGUGACAGUGUUUACUUUGGAACUUGUACGAGAUGCAAUCAAGCUGUCUACAGAGCAGGUCAAGCAUGUCAGGCGAUGGGACGUUUAUUCCACAGCGCGUGCUUCAUCUGCAGCGUUUGCAGUAAAACGCUCAGUGGCAAGCCUUUCUACACAGUGUCAGGGAUGAUAUAUUGUGAGGAUGACUUUUUGUUCUCUGGAGUUCAUCCAUCCCCUGAAGUGUGUAACAGCUGUGGCUUUUUAAUCACAGAUGUGAUCCUGCAGGCUCGUGGGAAACCCUACCACCCAUCCUGCUUUCGCUGUGUCGUCUGCAGACAGAGCCUGGAGGAUCAGCCUUUCGCUGUCGACUCACACCGCAGAAUCUACUGUGUCAGUGACUACCACAGGGUCCAGGCUCCCCGCUGUGCUGCCUGCAGGUUGCCGAUACUCCCAACAGAAGGAUCCACAGAGUCUAUUCGAGUGACAUCCUGUGACGGAAACUACCAUGUAGAGUGCUACAGGCCUGGUGUUAACCUCAUUUAAUGAAGACAGAUUCUGUGAUACUUAAUAAGAUACCCUAAUAAAGUCAUUCAC
Neolamprologus brichardi is the source of this 630-nucleotide messenger RNA. It is a transcript of the gene limd1b, whose product is annotated as LIM domains containing 1b. NCBI's taxonomy places the organism in Eukaryota, Metazoa, Chordata, Actinopteri, Cichliformes, Cichlidae. Gene Ontology annotation, biological process: response to hypoxia; negative regulation of hippo signaling; regulation of DNA-templated transcription. The record is from RefSeq and is a predicted model, not a curated record. Gene Ontology annotation, cellular component: nucleus; P-body; adherens junction. Gene Ontology annotation, molecular function: transcription corepressor activity.